CACACGACUUGCAGCAUAAUAAAAGUCUGACUGCAUUGGGCAGAAAUCAGACAAGACCGACAGACAGGUCAGAAACAAUCAAGAUGAUGAUGAUGAUGAAGAAACCCGUCAUUCUGGUGGCCUGCGUCUUGAUGCUCUCAUCUCUCGCAGUCUUGGCAUCUCAGAGCGGCUCGGGUCCAUCUGAAUGCUGUUUUAAGUUUUACACCAAAAGGCUGCCUAAGGACAAGGUGAUGAGCUACAAAUACGUAGAUCCACGUUGUGCAAAGAGAUCUGUGAUUUUUGUGAUGAAGAAAGGAGGUGAAUUCUGCGUCGACCCGUCUGUGCAGUGGGUCAAGAACAUCAUCGAGGACAGGGACUGGACCCAUAACAAACUUGUGAACAGCACUAAUUCCACUGAGUCUGGCUGAUCUGCUUUGUGUUUUAACACCACACUUUAAAAACUCACUGAGACUUGCAGAAGUGGUGUUGUAGCAGUUAUCUGCAAUUUAACUUACAUAGUUUUCUCUUUUUUAUACAGAAUAUUUUUCGAUUACUUCAAGAAUAAAAAAACACAGAAUAAAUACAAUAAAGGGGACCAAAUCUAAAAAAUCGAAAACUGCCUUUGUAAUUCAAAAUUGGGGUGAAUGAUUUUGUUAUUUUGUUGUAAUAACAAUAAUGUAAUAAUGUCUCAAAGUCUGUUGAUUUAGUUUGCUCUGUUUUCUCGUAUUCAUUGUAUGUAAUAGCAGAGAUUAGGCUACAAUCAUAAUCAUAAUCAAAGAAAUGUAUGCUUUGAGAUUUAAAGACAAGUGCAGAUAUUCUGGCUAAGGUUUAGCAAAUUGUUGUUUUUAAUUUAUUUAUUUUUUUCUAAUUUACAAGUAAAGUAUGCCUAGUGCAUUUGCUCAAUCGCGUACGGCAACACCACUCGGGCAAACGAUGCUGAGAACUGCAUACUCUGUAAUACUAAAGCUGGCAGUAACAUUAAUGACAGUUUGUUGAGUUAUGAUUAUGAUUUUCCAAUGAUUAUUAGCUGUAGCAAAGCAGGGUUUUGUUGUAUUUUGUAUCAGCAUACUGAGCGUGUGUGAGUACUGAGCAUGUCCCCAUAAAUAUAUAAUUACUGCCUUUUUCUGUUUUAAUGUGCUUUCAAUUGAUGUAAUGAAAGAUUAGAUAUAAGCUAUUUUAUAACACAUGUUCAAAUUUUGAUAUAUUAUAAAAUAAAAUUGUGAUGAAAUGUA
Scatophagus argus is the source of this 1211-nucleotide messenger RNA. RefSeq names its product chemokine (C-C motif) ligand 38, duplicate 4 (gene ccl38a.4). The transcript is spliced from 3 exons. Gene Ontology annotation, cellular component: extracellular region. Gene Ontology annotation, biological process: monocyte chemotaxis; chemokine-mediated signaling pathway; cellular response to tumor necrosis factor. Bases 84 to 407 code for a protein of 107 amino acids. Gene Ontology annotation, molecular function: chemokine activity; CCR chemokine receptor binding. Lineage: Eukaryota; Metazoa; Chordata; Actinopteri; Scatophagidae. The record is from RefSeq and is a predicted model, not a curated record.